Messenger RNA from Cylicocyclus nassatus, 602 nucleotides. Lineage: Eukaryota; Metazoa; Nematoda; Chromadorea; Rhabditida; Strongylidae. The record is from the annotation of a GenBank genome assembly.
AGAAUGCGAGUACUGUUCUUCUUGUGUCUUCUCCCAUCAUGCUACUGCGCCUGGUAUAACCACUAUACACAACUCAUAGGAUCGCUAAUAGGAUCGCUACAGUCAAGUGCAGCAACAGUGACACUUCGCUGUGACGGUAAACCGUUCACUAAUGCGAAAAUAUCCAUGUACGAUGCGGAAGUUACUUUCGAUGUAUGGAUGGCUGGACCCGUCAAACCGGACAACUAUGGGAGAUGUCAUCUUGCAGGCUCUAAGCGAGAGAUAAGCAGCAUAGAACCGUACCUCUAUAUCAAGCAUUGGUGCAAACGAAAGGGCCAGUCUCAGGCCUAUGCUGUUGAGAUCUGCAUAGACAUCCCAUCAUAUUGUAUAAGCUAUGGCUCUGAACCAAAGCAAAGCUGCCAUUUCGGAUUGGAGCUCACUGAGCUUUCUCCAUCGCUACCAUGGAAAAAGGGCAGCAGACAAAAAAUGCAUUGGUAUAGGUCUACAGGCUGUAGGACCUAUGAGUGAGGCUCACAGUCCAACUUGAAAAAACGUGUGGAUCGGAUUUGAUUUAGAAGCCAGCUCUUUUACAUAUCAGCAAACACAAAACAGUUGAAUUCAAG